Molecule: messenger RNA, 3452 nt
Organism: Bursaphelenchus xylophilus (pine wood nematode)
Lineage: Eukaryota; Metazoa; Nematoda; Chromadorea; Rhabditida; Aphelenchoididae
Source: the annotation of a GenBank genome assembly
AUGAACACAGACGGGAGUACGGUAAGUUAUGAAUUCCUUGUUUUGAACAACUUUCGGCAUUCCUACAAAAAAUUGUUCCAGGUUGACUUAUCGAAUCGUGUUGGCCAGCUAUUUAUGAUGGACAAUGACUUCUUCCGGUCUCCCUUUAUGAGAGAAAAGAUCCCAAGAAUGUUGUUCAGUAAUGGUAAAAAUUUUUUUUCUUAAAUUAUGCUACAGGAAUGCGUGGAUUAGAAAAUCAAGCCAGAGCUUCAUCAACUACACCUUGUAAUCAUGGUUUAAGUAUGAAUGACGUUUCCAGAAACGCCAUUGUCAGAGAUGUGCCAAUAAGAGCUGCGGUAAGAAUUGAUUUUCUUUGCCAAUCUGGUUUCUGAAGAGGUCGUGAUCAUUAAUUCUUUAGACUCUUUCCACCAAACCAAACUUCAUUGAGAUCUCAAGUGUAAGGAAUUCGACUCCAACAUUAAUUUCGCGUACUCUGUAAGUCCUCUAUAAACAAUUUUCAUCUAGCGUUUAGAAAAAGGCCCGAUUUUUCACAGCCGUUAACGGCCUUUGAAUCCACACCGGAUCUACUUCAAAGAGACAGAUUCGUGACAAAUGGGUGAGUUUUAAAUAAAUUAGAAAUGAGGACUGUAGGCAAACAACAUUGUCUACGACUUUGUAUCUGGUUUUAGCCUGGAUCAGCGUUCAACGGAUUAUACGCCCCAUCUAAGUCCCGGGAAAUCCGAGAAUACAGGAGAAUCAGUCCCGGAUCUGAGCACUCAAUUUGGUUCUUUAAGAAAUGACAAUACUUCCAACAUUCAAAAAAAGAACUCGAAAGAUUCUUGGGGCCGUGAUGACUCACUCUUAAGACCAGCGAUGCCAAAUCUCAGAAAUGACAUUGGAUAUCACGAAAAUCAACAGUGAGUGGUUUGAAGAAAAUUGUCACUCAAAUUAUUUUAGGAUACAUGAAAAGCCGACAAGUUUUAAAUUGAACGCUAUCAAACCACCUCCUACUUCAGAUUCUGUGCAUCACAGUUUUCCGAUAAGGUAAGAUCGGAUAUUCCCUUCGCUAUUGGUUCAGUUCUUCUCGUUCAACAACUCCUACUCAAAACCAAGGAACAUUUUCUAACACCGCAAAACUUCCUCCUCUCAUGACCCUUCAUCGCGGGAUCGUAAUAGCUUCUUCAACUGUUCGUCAUUUUCCAAAACCGGUGGACUCGGGAACAAGCCGACUAACGAGAAGCGAAGAGAGGAGAACCAACGAUUUCGGGAUGUUCCCUUCUUCGUCAUUGAAGUCCCUUCCAUCUCUCCAUAAGGAACCCCCAAAGGAAGAACCGCGAUUGAACAGCUUCCUUAGCCACAGAUCCAAUUCAUUGCAAGAGGUAACCAAACCGAUAUCUUCCAGAACCAACAGCAAUCCUAAUUUGUAUCCAAAGACGUUCUCUCGGCCUGUAGAGUCGACUGAUCCCGUUGAGGAAGCAAUCAGAAGUCUCGAAACAUUUGGUAGGAUAUUUGAAAAAAAAACUUUAUUUGUGACUCUAGAUCCCAACGAGCUUAUCAAUUCUGGUUUAAACAAGAAUUACUCUAUGUCCUCUCCCAGCCUAAAAGUAUAUCCAAAACAACCGGGCUCACAAAAAAACCCUACCUCACCACCAUUGCCCACGAACAAAGAAAGUUACCACCAUCUUCUUCAAACCGUAGAAAUCCUCCGUCUUAAUUGUGAAAAGAUGACGCAAUUGUCAUCAAGAUCAGGUUGGAGGACGUAUGGGGAACUGGAAAACAAUCUAAACGACAUGAAGAGAAUUUUUGAAGUCGUAAAGACUGCAGUGAACAGAAUAUGUAACGACCCAAGCAACAUAGAACAAAUAUUUUCCCGUCGUAUUUUGGAAGAGUUAAAAAAAAUUUUCGAAGACCUCCAGUUUAUGGAAGCAGACCAAUGGAGCUCACGGAAACUUUGGAGAGGAGCUUGGGCUAAUGAAGGCAUUGAUGACGACUUAGACCGUUUUAGCAUGAUAACGCGGAAGGUAAGAAGUUGCAUUCGAAUACUAAUAUUUGCAGAUCCUAGUCUUACUUAACGCAAUGGAUGCUGUGAAAGAGAUUGGGCAUAAGAUCCCUCUGGCACCAAGCCCCGAAGAUUUUGCAAACAGAGGUUUCAAGGAAAGACACCGCGGCUCGUCUAUAACCGAUCUAAACUAUGGAACCUUGCCAUCAUCAAUGCCUUCAAGUCAGCUCGACAGGUUAACUUUGCCGCGGGAACUUACUUCAUUCUACAGUUCCCUUCCAAGAUUAUCCAGUCAGGUGGAAUCACAAGAUGUGAUGGAUGGAGGGGAAUCAACGACUAGUUCAACAAACUCGGACAGUCCCACAUUCAGUGGUAGAAGCCUCGCAGAAUCGAAGGACACUCUAAUUCCUGAACAAUCAUACCUACCCCCAGACUCUCCAGAAUCAAGGGUGGUUAUGGAAGAAGAUGAUCUUAUGUCUCUAAACAUUUCAAUGAAUGUUAACGAAACAGUAAGUGUAAGACCAAUUACUAACGGAUAUACAUACUAGCUACGCGUAAUUUCCGUUUUUUUAUUUUUUUAACAUGGCCCCAACAGGGUAGCUCUUAUGGAGUUAGGCGUACGGGGUGGAGACCUAUGGAGCAAGUACCUGGUUUGCCAUUUCAAAAUUUUAUUCAAAUUCUCCAAAAAAUUCCUUUUCGCAAGUCCCGAAACGAAAACAUUUCAAAAAUUUGUUCAAACCCUCCCAAAUUUUUUUCCAAGUCCCGAAGCAAAAACAUUUCAAACAUUUUUCAAAUUCACCAAAAAAUUCAAAACUGAACCACAACAAUUAACGAAUAGUAAGGAUCAAUAUUCCCCGGGACCCGGCAACCCCGGUAUUUGCCUUUGCCCCGCUCAUCCCGUAAGGGCUGCCUAGUACGUUCCACCCGUAAGAUACAUCCCGUUUAAGGGCGUACCUAGUCCUUUUGAGAGACCUGAAUUGACUGGCAACAUAAAUGAAGAAGAUCAAGAGAUCCUCGAGUUUUGUGCUAUACAGGUCAACCAAAACAAUGAGAAGCUGAAUCGUUUGGCACAAACUUUUUACAACGUCAUCGAGAAUGGAGGCAGCCCAGACAAGUUCGGACAGAAGGCAAAGAUGGUAAUAAACUCCGUUCCGUUGCAACUCAUUUUAGAUUGUGAUGGUAGGCAAAGUCCAAACUCAGCUGGCCAAAAACAUCGCCUCCAGCCUGCAAACUGUGAAUUACAAAGCCGAGUUCGCGAAAACGGCACAGUUAUUGGAAAACACCGUCAACUAUUGUGAGGAAAGUAUUCAAACAGCUAUAAAACAGGUAAGAAACAUAAGAAACUCGAAAUAAAAAAUUGCAGUAUCCGCAAGUGGCAACUAUUCAAUCCUUGAUCUCCGCCGUUAAUAGUAUUUGUCAACAGUCUCAAAACUUGAACAUCCUCUUGACAAUCUCGAUGUAUAAAGAAAUUUAA